Molecule: messenger RNA, 408 nt
Organism: Schistocerca nitens (vagrant locust)
Lineage: Eukaryota; Metazoa; Arthropoda; Insecta; Orthoptera; Acrididae
Exons: 1
Coding region: 1-408 (135 amino acids)
Molecular function (GO): zinc ion binding; nucleic acid binding
Source: RefSeq, a predicted model, not a curated record
AUGAAUGCAAAUGAUUCUGUAGUUGUACAUGUAGCUAAAAUUCAAAAUCUAGCAUUACAACUCAGAAAUCUUGCAGAAAAGGUUUCAGAUGUAGCUGUAAUGGCGAAAGUCAUUGCAUCAUUACCAUCAAAAUAUAAUGCAUUUAAAACAGCUUGGGACAGUGUGCCAGCUAGUCAACAAAAUGUAGAAACUUUGAUGGAACAUCUCAUCAAAGAAGAGUCCCAGCUGAAUAUGAGUGAUGAAGAAAUUGGUGCAUUUGCAGUGAUGUCCAUCAACAGACAAAAGGUAAAAGUGAGAUAUCCUGAUAAAAUCAAAAGUUCACAAGAACGAAAAACAAGAUCAGAUGUCAAGUGUUUUUACUGCAAGAAGCAUGGUCAUAUAGCUUGCGAGUGCCAGAAGAAAAAGUGA